GACACUUUAUAACUGCGGCGAUACUUCUGGCACCAAUCUAGUCAGAGGACUCUGGGCUCAGGACUACCGUUGGACUUUUUGGGGAAGGCUCUGCUGCAUUUUGCAUCUGCUUGUCAUUUUUGUUGUGGAAUUGUUUCCAAUUGCAUUGAAUCUACCUGGAAAAAAUGCUGCUUCUACUGCUCGGAAUCAUUAUCCUGCACAUCGCUGCUCUGGUCCUACUCUUUGUAUCGACUAUAGUUAGUUCCUGGUCCGUCACCUCCGCCGCCAGUGCGGACCUGUGGUCAAACUGCUCCACGUCUAAUGGAGGGUACCACUGCGACCCCACCUACACUGGAGAAUGGAUCCAGGCGGUGCAGGCCCUGAUGAUCUUGUCCAUCAUCUUCAGUGUGCUGUCGCUGUUCCUGUUCUUCUGCCAGCUCUUCACCCUGCAGAAGGGCGGCCGCUUCUUCCUCACCGGCAUCUUCCAGAUCCUGGCCAGUCUGUUCGUGAUGAUCGGAGCCAUCAUCUACACGGUGAUGAGUCCCACCUGGGUGCCGGACGGCGCGUCCUUCGGCUUCGCCUACAUCCUGGCCUGGGUGGCCUUCCCGCUCGCCCUCAUCAGCGGCCUCAUCUACGUCAUCUUGAGAAAGCGCGAAUGAGGUCACGUCGCCACGGAGACGGGCUGAGACCGCACCGCACCGCGUCCACAGACAAGUUCACUGACACCGGUUUGAGGGUGGCGGGGU
This is a messenger RNA of Conger conger (European conger), 725 nucleotides long. RefSeq names its product peripheral myelin protein 22b (gene pmp22b). NCBI's taxonomy places the organism in Eukaryota, Metazoa, Chordata, Actinopteri, Anguilliformes, Congridae. Bases 165 to 638 code for a protein of 157 amino acids. The transcript is spliced from 5 exons. The record is from RefSeq and is a predicted model, not a curated record. Gene Ontology annotation, cellular component: plasma membrane.